Polistes canadensis is the source of this 989-nucleotide messenger RNA. Its product is annotated as thioredoxin domain-containing protein 9. Gene Ontology annotation, biological process: microtubule cytoskeleton organization. The coding region runs from base 192 to 836 and encodes 214 amino acids. The record is from RefSeq and is a predicted model, not a curated record. NCBI's taxonomy places the organism in Eukaryota, Metazoa, Arthropoda, Insecta, Hymenoptera, Vespidae. The transcript is spliced from 4 exons. Gene Ontology annotation, cellular component: cytoplasm.
AAAUUGUACUUAAAACAAAAAAGAACAAAAUUUAGUCGAUGACAUCAUAUGAAUACUUGUCUUUACGUCACAUUAUCCCUUGCGUUAAGUAUUACAGCGUCUAUUUGAAAUAUGUCUAUAUAAGAUUUUUUGUGGUGUUUAUUGCAGUUGUAAUUUUAACAUUUAAUUUUACAUAAAAAAAAAAGAAAAACAUGGAGACUAUCAUACAACAAAAAGUAAUUGAAGUUGCUAAUAAUGUUGAGAAACAAUUGGAUGCAGAAUUAGAAAGAUUGGAUAAUUUGGAUAUUAAUGAUAUUGAGAAAUUAAGAGAAAAUCGUUUGCAAGAACUUAAAAAGUUACAAAAACAAAAACAAGAAUGGCUUACUUUGGGCCAUGGAGAAUAUUCAGAAAUACCAGAUGAAAAGGAAUUCUUUGAGAUGUCCAAAAAAUCUCAAAAUAUUGUAUGCUUAUUUUACAAAGAUGAUUCGCCAAGAUCUAAAAUUGUAGACCAUCAUUUCAAAAUUUUAGCUAAGAGGCAUUUGGAAGCUAAAUUUUGUAAAUUGAAUGUUGAACGCUGUCCAUUUCUCACCGAACGUUUACGAAUAAAAAUCAUUCCUACAAUAGCGCUUAUAGUAAAUGGAAAAACUAAAGAUUAUAUUGUUGGUUUUACUCAAUUGGGUAAUUGCGAUGAUUUUUCUACUGAAACAUUAGAAGUUAGAAUUGGUCAAUCUGGAGCUAUUAAUUGUAGCGAUGAUAUAAUAUAUUCUAACAAUGCUAGGAAACCAUAUUUGUCUCACAUAACAAAACCUAAAACUAUUAAAGGCCAUGAAUCCGAUGAUUCCGAUGAAGAUUAUUAAGCAUACGAUUAGUAUUAAUACAUAUAUAUAUAUAUUUUAUUUACAUGAAUAGUUUUAACGUUUAUAUUUUGAAAAUAUUUAAUGUAUGCAAUAAUAGAAAUGUUCGAUUAUUUUCUAUUGAAAUCUUAAAUAAAAAUAUUUCUUUCAUUUGUA